Molecule: messenger RNA, 1658 nt
Organism: Pimephales promelas (fathead minnow)
Lineage: Eukaryota; Metazoa; Chordata; Actinopteri; Cypriniformes; Leuciscidae
Gene: nkx6-3
Product: NK6 homeobox 3
Biological process (GO): cell differentiation; regulation of transcription by RNA polymerase II
Cellular component (GO): nucleus
Molecular function (GO): DNA-binding transcription factor activity, RNA polymerase II-specific; RNA polymerase II cis-regulatory region sequence-specific DNA binding
Source: RefSeq, a predicted model, not a curated record
CCCUCCGGACUACUGGAUGUCAGGACCUUGGUAAGAAUCAGCCUGGAAUCAUCAUCAUCAUCAUCAUCCUCGUCACUGGAAACAGAAGAAGAGCGCACACUAGUUUCCAUGGAGUCCAAUAUUUCAGGGUCUUUCCUAUUCAACAACAGCUUGAACCAGUUCCCCUCAGACAUCAAGGCCCCGGUGUGCCAGUACUCCAUUCCCAACUCUUUCUACAAGCUCAACCCCACCAAUAUCAACGCUCAGCUCCAGGCUGGCACUCCGCAUGGCAUCAGUGACAUCCUGAGUCGAUCCUUGAUGGGCGGCCCGGGAGCCCCUGCGCUGUUGUCCGGGUACCCCGCCAUGGGUGGCUUUGGGACAGCUGUGCCCAGUCCAGGGGUGUAUUAUAAUCGGGAUUACGCCCCAUCGGGACUGAGCGCUUUCCCUAAAGCGGGUGUUGAGUGUUCGGGUAUGAAGGGCAAAGGCAGCAGCUGCUGGGUGGACGGAGGGUACGAGUGGAGAGGAGCGAGACAGCAGUGUGCCAACAAUGGUGGGCAUCACACUGAGACGGCGGGGAAAAAGAAACACACAAGACCCACUUUCAGUGGGCAUCAGAUCUUCGCUCUGGAGAAAACCUUCGAACAGACCAAGUACCUGGCCGGACCAGAGAGAGCCAGACUGGCAUACUCACUAGGAAUGACUGAGUCACAAGUUAAAGUGUGGUUCCAGAACCGGCGCACUAAAUGGCGGAAGAAGAGCGCGACGGAGCCCAGCUCCACACAGCCCUCGCGGGUGGAGAGUGCAGGAGACGGCUCAGAGAACGAAGUGGAGGACGAGGAGUACAACAAACCACUGGAUCCCGACACGGACGACGAGAAGAUCCGACAGUUGCUGCGAAAACACCGCAGAGCUUUCUCAGUCCUGCGCCUGGGACCGCAUCAUCUCUGAAGGCGAAGGCACGUUCAACAGGCCGCUGUCUCAUUACACAAACUUACGAACAAACACGCAUUUUCAUACACUCCCCAAAACAAGGAUUCUCAAAUUAUACGAAUACACAGUAAUAUAUAACCGUUCUCGACAACACUUUCUACGAAAAUUAUGACCACCAUUUGUUUUGCCAAGGGACAAAAAGGGGUGCUAUUAAACAGCCUUUGGCAUUUCAACGGCACAAAUUUAAAUAGUAAAACAAUGAUGAUAGGUCUAUAAAACUAUGGCAAAAUAACAUGUAAAAAAAAGACUAAAUGUGCAGUGUGUUGCCGAAUUAAUUCAUUGUGUAAAUGUAUUGUAUUGGGGGGGAAAACACAUUUGUGGACUUUUGAAUAAAAAGAUUAGGCUAUAGUUAUUGGGAUAUGGAUCUUUCUUGUGACAGCUAGGCCUGUUAAUACUUUGUAUAACAAAUUAUUUUAAUCAUUUUAAUUUUGAACUAUUCAUGGCUAUUCAUUUGAUUUAACACAAGCCAUUGUUAUUGAUUACUUUGUUAUAAUACAAUGUAUUAGGCCUAUCUAAAUAUAUAGCCAUGAAUAAACCGUUAGAAUUUAUUAUAGGCUACUGUGACUGACAAUUAUUUACGAGAACAUACAAUUGACAAAAUUUAUAAGGCCUUAGGAAUCCAUUUUAAGGCAUUAAGAAUACAUUUAUGUUGCAUUAUAAAAGCUUCAAAGAAAGUGUUACACUGUAAA